GUUCAACCUUGGCGAUUAUGACUAUGAUCGACACUUUUAGUUUGUUAAGUUUUGAGUCGAUUGUAGUUGCUGCCUGAUUUAUGCACGUGGUUGGACUUGAUUACCUCAGUCACUCUGUUUGAAAUUGUGCCUUGUGAGUUUGGGGGAGGAAAAUUAAGGAUUCUAGGAGCAAUGAGAUUUGUUCGAUUCGAAAUUUACUGAGGCUUUCGCUCUGUAAGAUUUGGGAAAUUUAAAUACUCAUUUUUGAAUCCUACAGGACAUGAGCAUUGAAUUUGACACCUUGCAUGAAGAAUACAAAGAGCUGGGAAGUGAAUUGGCACAGAAUGAACUAAAAGCAUCGUCACGAAGAAAGCAUACUGGCAGAAUGAGGGAGGUCAGACAGGGAAUUAAGAGAAUGGAGAAGUUAAUGAAUUCAGUCUCUGGGUUUCAAGCUGCCAUCAAAACGUUGAUUAGUGAGACUCCUAACGUCCAGGAAGUACUAUUAAUUCUUGGAGCAACCCCACUGCGGCCGCAAUAUGUUUAUGAACUGUGCUUUUCACAUAAAAAUGUUGUGGUAAGAGGUGCAGAUUACUUCGUCAAGCACAAAGCAGCAGAAGUUCUUUCAAGAAAGCAGGCUAUUCGAACAUUAAUCUCAAAGGAUGCUGGGUCUGCCUCAUAUCCAGGCCCUACUAAGUUGUUUCUAUUGGUGAAGGCCCCUUCCUCUAUCAAUCUGCCCUUGCACUUCAUUCCAAAACGUGAAUUCCGGUAUAGCAAAAAGAUAAAGCCUUUCAAACUACGAUUUAAAUGCAAAGCCCAAAUCCACCAGAUGAAUGAUCCUGGUCUUGAUCGUGAAUUUCAAGUUGGAAACUCUGAUGACUUGGCCAACUCUUCGGUAGAAGAUUCAAUCUGGUUUCAAUGUCGACAUGCAAUCAAGGGGAUAGCAUUCAACAGACCUGAUGAAGAUUGAAAGUGCCGACUGGCAAAGUUACAAUACAAGUAAACACUAACCUGUAAACUUGCUAAUGAAUUGCUUCUAAUUGUAUUUUGUAGGCCAAAAAUCCUUGACCUUCGAGAUUUUAGCUUUCGAUAUGCAGCAGGUGAUCUGGACUAGGAUUUACAUCCUUUUAGCUAUAAUUUCAUUGGUGGCGAUUUAAGUAAACUUCUAUGUUGUCCUUCAGCUAUUAAAAUGGUGAGUCUUAGUUAAGUCUUCUUACUA
Cucurbita pepo subsp. pepo (vegetable marrow) is the source of this 1195-nucleotide messenger RNA. The record is from RefSeq and is a predicted model, not a curated record. NCBI's taxonomy places the organism in Eukaryota, Viridiplantae, Streptophyta, Magnoliopsida, Cucurbitales, Cucurbitaceae.